Prosopis cineraria is the source of this 2143-nucleotide messenger RNA. RefSeq names its product DEAD-box ATP-dependent RNA helicase 50. Gene Ontology annotation, molecular function: nucleic acid binding; ATP binding; RNA helicase activity. The record is from RefSeq and is a predicted model, not a curated record. Lineage: Eukaryota; Viridiplantae; Streptophyta; Magnoliopsida; Fabales; Fabaceae.
ACAGUGAGACUGGGAAUAUCUCACCGGCAAUCCUAUCCCAUUCCGCUGCGAGCACAAGCGACAAUGCUGUUGGGGCAAGCUCCUCCUGCGAACUUCAUAGCCAAACCCAAUUGCAUGGAAUUGCAGAUUCAAAGCCAUGCGCGUCUCUUCUCCUUUGCUCAGACUUGUUUCUGUGACACCCCAUGUACGAAAAUGCAGCGAAGAGGUGUUGGAAAUGCAUUUCUCGUUAGAGCUGGCUAUUCUCCCACGCCCAAAGAUGUUCUCUCUUGGAACUCUAACACCGCCGACGAUGGUUUGAGCUCGAAUGUAGAGAAUUUAUCAGAUAUAAGCAUAGUAGCUGAAGGCCUUGAGCGUGAUUCAGUUCUUACAAAUAGUGAUUCUACAAUAAAAUCUAAGGCGAGGUUAUCUGGAAGUUUUGGUAAACUGAAAGCACAGAAGGUUAAGGCCCUCAUCCACAGAACUAUUCACAAAAAGCAGGAAAGAAGCAUUAAUGAUGAUAACCUAGUUGUAGAACAUCCAGAACUAGAAAUAGAAGAUGAUUGGGAACAAUAUGAAAACAGUGCAAGUCAGGGAUCUAAUUCCCAUGUAGGACGUCAGAAUAAACCCAAUAAAUCUCAAAACAAUGACAUCAGAAUAGCGAGUUCAGGUAUAUUAGUUGAAAGACAUUCUGCCUCUCAUUUAAAAGGAUGGGGUUGUGAACAAUCUUCACGUCCUUUUAGGACUGAAUCACAAAAACUGGUAAAGGAGAAGAGAAAAGCAUUGACUGACAAUGACUUUUUCAGCCGAAAGUCUUUCAAAGAUCUAGGUUACAGUGACUACAUGAUUGAAUCUCUGCAAAAGCAAAUUUUUCUCCGGCCUUCACAUAUACAGGCUAUGGCAUUUGAACCAGUAUAUACCGGAAAGAGUUGUAUAAUAGCUGAUCAAAGUGGUUCUGGCAAGACUUUAGCAUAUCUUGCACCGAUAAUUCAGAAGCUUAGACAAGAAGAAUUGGAAGGAAUUGCCAAUUUCUCUUCACAAGCUCCUCGAGUUGUUAUAUUGGCACCAACAGCUGAGUUAGCUUCUCAGGUGUUAGCUAAUUGUCGAUCAAUGUCAAAAUCUGGGGUUCCAUUCAAAUCUAUGGUUGUAACAGGUGGCUUUCGACAGAGAACUCAACUAGAGAAUUUAGAGCAGGGUGUUGAUGUUUUAAUAGCGACACCUGGCCGUUUUAUGUUCCUCAUCAAGGAAGGCUUGUUGCAAUUAACAAAUUUAAGAUGUGCGGUGUUAGAUGAGGUAGAUAUCCUUUUUGGUGAUGAGGAUUUUGAAGUGGCGCUUCAGUGCUUGAUUAAUUCUUCACCAGUUGCCACACAAUAUUUAUUUGUGACUGCAACUUUGCCAAAAGAUAUUUACAAUAAACUAAUUGAAGUUUUUCCUGAUUGUCAAGUGAUCAUGGGACCCGGUAUGCAUCGGAUAAGCUCUCGGCUUGAGGAGGUUUUAGUUGAUUGCAGUGGGGCCGAUGGGGAAGAAAAAUCUCCUGAUACUGCAUUUCUUAAUAAGAAAACAGCUCUUCUACAGAUUGCAGAAGGAAGUCAUGUCCCAAAAACCAUUGUGUUCUGCAACAAAAUUGAAACCUGCAGAAAAGUUGAGAAUGCAUUGAAACGUUUUGAUAGGAAAGAGACUCGUGUACAAGUUCUACCUUUCCAUGCUGCCAUGACACAGGAAUUACGGAUUGCUAAUAUGGAAAAGUUUACACGUUCUCAGACAAAGGAAGUCUCCCAGUUUCUGGUUUGCACAGACAGAGCAUCACGAGGGAUUGACUUUAGUGGAGUGGAUCAUGUUGUACUUUUUGACUUCCCGCGUGAUCCAAGUGAAUAUGUCCGCCGCGUCGGAAGAACUGCAAGAGGUGCUGCUGGGAAGGGCAAGGCAUAUAUCUUUGUGGUUGGCAAGCAAGCCCUUGCACGUAAAAUCAUGGAUAGGAAUAAGAAGGGUCAUCCUCUUCACGAUGUUCCUUCAGCCUAUGAGCUGAUGAAGUAGAAAUCUUAAAGAUCUUUUUGAGAUUGAGCACAUCAAAAGCCCUAUUCUACUUUGUACAUAUGAUCUCUGUAAUCAAAAUGUAAUUCUGAUUGCUGCUUCCUUUAUCAUAAAAUUGCAUCAUAAUUUGUAGGCC